Molecule: messenger RNA, 6487 nt
Organism: Xenopus laevis (African clawed frog)
Lineage: Eukaryota; Metazoa; Chordata; Amphibia; Anura; Pipidae
Gene: zgrf1.L
Product: protein ZGRF1
Exons: 28
Coding region: 180-6155 (1991 amino acids)
Source: RefSeq, a predicted model, not a curated record
CCUUGCAUCACAACAAAGACACCAAAAACAUAAUAAAACGCAUGCAGUUUUGGCGCAUUGUUAUGACGUCAAAAAAGCGCGAUUUGUACAAAAAAACUUUACCGUGGAAGAUGGAAUGUUUAUGUUUCGGGUGACAGCUGGUGUUUCAAACACUUUUUCAAAGCUUGUGAAAUAGAACCAUGACUUCUCAUGCAUUUAUUGUUUUGUACACUCACCAAAAGACCAAAAAGUCCAAAACCUGGCAAGAUGGAAUUCUGAAGCUAUCAUCAGAAGGGAGAGUGGCAACAUUAUAUAAUGACAAAGGACAACGCCUGGAAAAUGUUUAUUUGAAAACAAAUAAGUUGAAUCUAGGGGAUGACUUGGAAAGUGAUCGUUAUUUAAUCACAGUUGAAGGAGAAGAUUUAAGCGGUGGUGUGCCACAGAGUGCUACAGAAGUCAAGGAAGUUCCCAAAAUCAAUAAAACCACCUUGAAACCUAUUGGUCUUCUUCAUCCUGUUGGUCUGAAAAGGAAAUAUUCUGGUUUUCAAGGUCCACGUGAAGUUUCAAAGAAGCCUUCUCUGGAGGUAGAGGAUAUAACAAAGACAUCAUCUCCUGUGCUAGCACAAACAUGCUCCUCGUUGCCUUCACAGUUGUACACUACAUCACCUCUGUUUGCUACUCCUCGCUUAAAGAAUGCGGAAACCAUUGUGCCAGUUGAUAGUGGUUCUCUUGUCUCCUGGAAAAACAAUCCUGACAAAAUAAAUCACAAUGUACCAUUCUCUUCUUCUUUUUCAUGCUCGUAUUCAUGUAAUUCAACGUGGAUUACUGAAAGUGAAAAAGUGGACGACUCUUCUUCUGCAGCCUCCAACAUAGAAGUUAAUAGUUCUGCACAAAACAUUAGAAGCAGAUCACAAAUUUUGGCAUUAUUAAAGCCCCAGCCUCCCCAGCAAACCAGAGCAACAUUUUCUAAAUCUAAUAAGCAGCAUUAUAAUAAGCAUGCUGGUUCUAAGCAAAGUGAUGUGCUAAAUACAAAGGAUGCAACUUUGAAUGAAAAAGAAAACAAUUUUGUAGUUGCUGGGCAAAAACCUAAAUAUCCUCAAGGUAUGAUACCCAUUGAACCUAAUUUUAUAAAAAGUCGGUGGGAUGUAUACUUAGAGCAUUCAUCACCAUCUGAUUCUGAAGAUCCUGUUAAUACUGACAAAGAUAAAUCUGUUGAACCAGUUGACCCAAAUAGGAUGCAAUGCUUUUCAAGUUCCUUAGACAACUUUCUAAACCAAAAUAGUAAUCUGAAAAGUUCUGGGGAAAAUAUUUUGGAUUCUGAUGAAGCUUACAUGGUAAUGGACAACAAUGUUCAGAGCUCUUUGCUGAGUUUGCAGUUAUCAGCACAGCCCUCAGUGAAAUGUGUAAGCUCAGUGGGGAUAGAGUCUGAAAAAUGCCAACUACCGCCGUUACCUGAAGGAACUGAAUUCUCAACAUGUCCAGAGACCAGCAUAUUACAUUUGCAGUGGAAAACAGAAACAAGUAACUGUGAAAGAUUUGUAGGACAAGAAAGCAUUCUAAAUUCAGAUAAUCAUCCAUAUGCUACUCCACCAUUUGGGGAUACUUCCUCCAAAUACAGUCAUCAUGGAUGUUCAUAUAGAGAGACAACCAUAUCAGAGAAACCAGUUGCUUCCCCUGUUUUGAAUAUACCUGAUACAAAUAUCUGUUCUGCUGAAGAAGAUAUUAGUGACACAGCAAUGACAGAAAUCACAUUCAACUUGAUGGACAGUUUUGAUUCCAUAGUCUCAGAUGAUGAGGAUUCAAAUAUACUUACAGAAGGAUGCCUUCAUAUAAAAGAAGUGAUAGCAGAGAAGGGCCUCACAAACCAUAAAGGUCAAAAGGACAAUAUGCCUUUGCAUUGCCAGAAUGGAAAGCAUACAGUUAAUGAAAUUAUGCCUUCCAAAGAUAUAGCUGGCUUGUCAGUUGAUUCUGAUAUAUCCGGAAUUAAGGAUUAUUGUUUAGUGGAACAGGACAGCAAUUUACAGGUGCUCUCCAACACUGUUGAACAUGAUGAGGGCUUUGCAAUGAAAGAAGAACACAAGGAAAAGUUCCCUGGAACAUCUGAUUUGGGCUGUACUUUUGACAUUAAAACUGAACUUUCACAGGACAAAAAGCACCCCACAGAAAACACUAUGCAUAUAUCCAUGGGAAAUAUUGUACAGCUUAAUAGCAGCCUUUUGGAAAAUUGUACAGUAGUGAAGGAGGUCUCAAAGCUUUCCCAAGAGUCAAAUAGAAGCAGUAAUAAUUGUAUAUUAGAGAGUCCUAUAAACAAAUCACAAUUUAGAAUGCCACUGUUAGAAAAUCAUAUGCAUAAUUCAAAUGAAGACAUUUUGUGUAAUGAAAGCACCUCUGAUAACAUAGAAAAUAAUAAUGCAGAAAACAGCAUCUCCGUUCUAAAAAGACUGACAAAGCACAACAAUGCAAUAGAGAGCCUAGACAUUUUAAAGGAUGAUUCUGAAUCAACAUCUCAAGAAGAUGAGUGUUCUGGCCAAACAGAUAAGCUGAAUGGAGAAGUGGAAGAUCAUCGCAAGACUAUACUUGAUGAUUUGUUCCUGUGUGACUCUGAGCUUUACCAAGAUAAACUUUUUCCCACUGCAGAAUACAUAUGUUCACCAGACAUUCACUCUAACAAUACGUCCAGUUUCCAGUGUCCUGAACCUGCCCCACUUAAGAUGCUAUGCACUGUAUCGGCAGAGGAAAAAUGUCAUGUUGAACUCAGUGAGGAUUUUCCAGCCAAGCCUGAUUCAAUGCAUGUACCUCAAGGAACCCAUUGUAAUAACCCUGCCCGAGACAGAGCAUUUCCUCUGCUUCAGUGGGGUAGAAGCACCCAGGAAUCCGAUUGUGACUGGGACCUUUCACAGUGGCCUUCCAGAGGAACAAUCAAGCCAAACCUUACAAUACUUCAAGAAAAACUAGAUGUAGAUCGUCCAAUUUUUCUCAGACCACGGUAUGAAAAUGUGACUAUGCAGUUAAAGGACACACAAACUGCCACCCAAGACACCAGUUUUCCAAAUAUCACAGUUUCCCAAGUUGGUUCAAGGCUUCAGAGACAAUUGCCAGUUGUAACAACACCAGACCUUGUAGACUCUACCAGACCAGUACCAGCAGGACAUGAAUACAAAGAAUUUAUAUUAGACAACAACCUUAGUCUACCUCCCAAUAUAUCUUCAGCCAUGAACAACUUCAUAGAUGACCUUGUACAUGAUGUUGAGUGUACUAGAGAGGACACGGGUUUCCUGAAAACAACAGAAGAUAGAUCUGGGAAUUCACCGAAUAGAUCAAGCAAAUGGACAAAAUAUCAAAACAAGUCUCACAGCAGCAAGGCAAAUGAGAAUGUACAAGAUAUAAAAGCAAAUGAGGAGUUUUUUGCACAGUCUUUGUUUAGAAAGGAACCAUGUAUUCUAGAGAAAGGUGGGACUGGUGAUAAGGCCCCUGUGGAAUCUGCUCAUCUAAGUUUGCUAAAGGGCACCCUAAGUAAAAACAAUAGUAGUUUUUUGCAGCGUGGGCUCCUCACCAAACGCCGCCCAAAUAUUAUUAGCACACAACAUAAUGAGGGCAACCCGAAUUUCCUUUCUGAUUCAUCAGGCAAUACAAAGAUUUCCUGUGAGCUACACUUUCCUAGUAGGGAAACUGUACAGUCUGCUGUGAGCAUUCCUAAAAGAGAAAUUUCCAUACCUAUUCUGUUCCAGUCGGCAACUCAUUACAAACAUGUCUUCACUGCAGCACUCACAGAACAUUUAAACGUAAUAAUGUUUGAACUAUCUCAGCGGCUUCACAAAGCUCUCUCUAAAGUUGACAUGUCUUCCUACACAUCAUCCAGAGCAGCAGGGGAGAUGGGUAAACAUGAUGUUGCUCCCCUGUGCAUUCACCAGCAACCAGCAAAACUUGUGAUGGUGAAAAAAGAGGGUCCAAACAAGGGACGUUUAUUUUACACUUGUGAUGCUCCUAAAAGUGACCAGUGUAAAUUCUUCAAAUGGUUGAAUGAAACUCAGUCUUUAAGUCCAGUAGAAGGAAAAGCGCAACCCAAGGUCGCAAUGGGUGAUUUGAAAAGUGUGGCCAGUUAUGUGAGAUGUCACAAAGUAGCCCUUUACGAAGAGAGCUAUCUAAUGGUUAGGAAAGUAUCUGGAUUUCAAAAUAAAAGCUUUGGCAAGUUUAAGAAAAUGAAUCUUGCAGACUCUGACUUUGCUGGUGAAUCUAAAACCAAACUUUACCUUAAACUGAACAGAAAGGAAAACUCUUCAACUUAUAGCAAAGAUGAUCUGUGGAUUGUUUCAAAGAUGAUUGACUUUGAACCAGUGGAUACUUUCAUUGCUUGUAGUGUUUUCUUUGGUCCAUCUGCUAACAAUGAAAUAGAGGUUUUUCCUCUGAAAGGAUACUGCCCAUCAAACUGGCCAUCAAAUACACUUGUCCAUGCAGUGUUGGUUUGUAAUGCAAGCUCAGAACUGACAUCUCUGAGAAAUCUACAGGAGCACUUCAACCCAUCCACACUGCCAAUCAUGCCAGAUCUAUUGAAAAUGCAAUCUAAAGAGGAAGGAAAAUCUAUGAUGAACACUGGGAAGUUCAAACCACCAUCACGUAUUGCAAAGGUCUUCAAUAGAUGUGAGCUCCCAAGCUCUAAUUUUAUAUUGGCAAAAGCACAGGAGAUGAUCGAGCAGUUUUGCUUAAAUGAAGAUCAAGCCACAGCCUUGAUGCAAAUAGCACAGAUGAUGACUUCUGCUGAAGGAUCUCAUAAUGCAGAGGCUCCACCAAUAACAGUUAUUCAUGGUGUUUUUGGUGCUGGAAAAAGCUAUCUGCUGUCUGUGGUUGUUCUGUUUCUAGUGCAGCUGUUUGAACAGGCAAACGCUGCUGAAGUUUAUGAAGCAACUCCUUGGAAACUUCUCAUAUCUUCAUCUACCAAUGUGGCAGUUGACAGAGUCCUCCUAGGAUUGCUGGAUCUUGGAUUUAACCAGUUUAUAAGAGUGGGAAGCAUUAGAAAAAUUGCAAAGCCCAUCCUUCCUUACAGUCUGCAUGCUGGGUCUGAAAAUGAAAGCGAGCAACUGAAAGAGCUUCUUGCACUUCUCAAAGACAACUUAACCCCAGUGGAGAAAGCAUAUGUGAGAAAAAGUAUUGAACAACAUAAGUUAGGCACCAACAAAAUACUACUUGGACAGGUCCGUGUAGUAGGUGCAACCUGUGCCUCCUGCCCUUUUGCCUGCUUAAGCAAUCUAAAAUUUCCUGUUGUAGUACUAGAUGAGUGUAGCCAGAUGACAGAGCCAACAUCUAUGCUUCCAGUUGCAAGAUUUCAGUGUGAAAAGCUCAUUCUUGUUGGGGAUCCAAAGCAGCUGUCUCCAACCAUACAGGGCUCGGAGCCGGCCCACAAAAAAGGUCUAGAACAAACUCUACACAGCCGGCUUUGUCUGAUGGGUCAUAAAGCUAUAAUGUUAAGAACCCAAUAUCGAUGCCACCCUGCUAUUUGCUCCAUAGCUAAUGAACUAUUCUAUGACAGCCAUCUCAUAAAUGGUGUAUCGGAAGAAGACAGAAAACCUCUUUUGGACUGGCUACCAACAUUAUGCUUUUAUAAUGUGAAUGGCACAGAACAGGUGGAGGGAAACAACAGCUUUUAUAAUAUGGAAGAAGCCAACUUUACAGUAAAACUUAUCCAGUCUCUUAUUGCAAGCGGAAUUGAGGGAUCUAUGAUUGGUGUGAUCACUCUGUACAAGUCACAGAUGUACAAGAUUUUUAAUUCACUUGCCAGCAAUACACACUAUGAUUCCACAGAUAUAAAAGCAGUUCAAGUUUCAACAGUCGAUGCAUUUCAAGGAGCCGAGAAGGAAAUAAUUAUCUUAUCCUGUGUUCGGACAAGGCAAGUUGGAUUCAUAGAUUCAGAAAAGAGAAUGAAUGUUGCGCUGACCAGGGGGAAGAGACAUUUAUUAAUCAUUGCUAAUCUUGCCUGCUUGAGGAAGAACAAACUUUGGGAACAUGUGAUCCAUCACUGUGAAAGGCAGCAAAAUGGUUUAAAGCAUGUAAGUCAGUGGGAAGAAACACUUAAUGCAAUCCUUAUGCGCUACCAAGAGAAGAAACUAGAAGAGGAUAUAAACAUGAAAAAGAAAAAAUCCAAAACAAUGGAAGGGAAUGUAAACCCUUCUCCACUGAGCUGAAUGACACGAAAGAGAAGAGAAUCUGUUUCUUUUUAGGUCGUACCUAAAUCCACCCUGCAUUGUGUCGAACCACACAGCGCUGGAGAGAGAGGUGGGGAUGAACUACACAAACACACACUGAAUUGGUUCAGAAGCCUCCUUUAUAUAAUACAGAGCUGAAUAACCUGCUGGCCUUAGCCUGCUCCUGGCCAGAUGAGUUUACAGAAGUGUCAGACGUUUCAUUGGCAUUUGCAGUAUAUUGCUGCUGAGCAGCAGACUUUUUAAUAAUCUAUUUUAUGCACGUAUGUUCUUUGCAGGAGUAGUAAUAAAUGAAUAAAGCCCUAAAACUCCCA